Puntigrus tetrazona (Sumatra barb) is the source of this 1658-nucleotide messenger RNA. RefSeq names its product protein Z, vitamin K-dependent plasma glycoprotein b (gene prozb). Gene Ontology annotation, molecular function: serine-type endopeptidase activity; calcium ion binding. Gene Ontology annotation, cellular component: extracellular region. The transcript is spliced from 8 exons. Bases 82 to 1290 code for a protein of 402 amino acids. Gene Ontology annotation, biological process: blood coagulation; proteolysis. NCBI's taxonomy places the organism in Eukaryota, Metazoa, Chordata, Actinopteri, Cypriniformes, Cyprinidae. The record is from RefSeq and is a predicted model, not a curated record.
UUGUGGGCGGGGCUAGAGACGAGCCGAUGGUCGCUCUGGUCAGUGACUGACGGUCGUCCAGAGCUUCGCUGAUUGAUCGCCAUGGAAUCGCUCGUUUGUCGUGUACUGCUCUUCAUUCUGAUCGUUCAUCAGGUGUCGUCCGCAGAUCAUCAGACGGUGUUUCGGUCCCGGAGGAGGGCCAGUGCUCUGCUGCUGCGCUCCAGAAGGGCCAAUACUUUCCUGCUGGAGGAGGUCCUGCAGGGGAACCUGGAGAGAGAGUGCCUCGAGGAGAGAUGCAGUAAAGAAGAGGCCAGAGAAUACUUCGAGAACGACCAGAAGACAAAUGAGUUCUGGAACAAAUACUAUGACGGAGAUCAGUGCCUCUCGAGCCCCUGUAAACACGGCGGGACCUGCAGGGACGGGAUCGGAGGAUACACCUGCACAUGUGAGGAGACCUACAGCGGCAGCGACUGUCAAACCGAUAAAUCUCAGUGUCCGUCCGCUGGGCCUUCUGCAUGCGAGCAUUUCUGCAAACCCACGCUGGAUUCGUACCGCUGCUUCUGCGCUCGAGGAUACACGCUUCACAGCGACGGCAGGAGCUGCUCGCCUCACGUUCAGGAGCCGUGCGGGAGGAGCGAGACGUCCAGCUUCUGUCCGGGUGGACGCUGCUCGUGGGAGGUGAAGUUUGUGAACGCCAGCGGACGAUUCGUGUGUCACGGUGCGGUUCUGGGCCGGAGGUCCGUGCUGACGUCAGCCGGGUGUAUGUCUGCUCUGGAGAACCUGCAGGUCACUGUCGCGGGCCGUCAGUCCAGCUCAGAGCUGCGAGUGUCCAGCUGGACUCCACACAAGCGUUACGUGUCCGGUCCCGAGGAUGACCUGGCCUUCCUGGAGCUGCAGGAGCCCUUCCCUCAGAACAUGUCCCUCGUCCCGCUCUGUCUGCCGGAGAAGGACUACAGCGAGAACGUCCUGACGAGGGCGGGCCGAGGGGGCGUGGUCACGGGCGGAGCCACACACGCUUACCUCUCAUUGGACGACUGUCGCGACAGCCUCAACCUCAGCUUCCCGAUGACCAAUAAGAUGUUCUGCCUGCAGGGGCCGGGGCCCGAGGUAUCCGUCCGGAGCGGAGCCAAGGUGUGUGAGGUGAAGUCUGGGAGUCCUGUGGCCACGGUGGAGGGGAAGACCACGUUCCUGACCGGCGUUUCUCUGACCGCCGGAGGCUGCGAGGAUAGACUGCUCUUCACUAAACUCUCCAGAUACCUGCACUGGCUGAGACCGCUGCUGCUCGCCGCCGAGAGAGAGAAACCACUCUAAACAACCUCAGACCUCACCGUAAAACACACACAUUACAUUAGAAGAACCCCCCAACGACUUCUGAUUACCAUAAGGAUGAAAUAGAUCAUUCAGAAAUCAGUCUUAAACGCCAGUUUGCUGCUCAAACAAAUAUUACGUUGAAAACAGCAGAGCAGAUAUUUUUCAGGUUUCUUUGAUGAAUAAAGUUCAGAAGAACAGGCUUUAUCUGAAAUACAAAACAUGUCAUAAACGUCAACAGCAGCAUUCAUUUCUAUAUAAUAGUUCAACAUUUGCUGUUUAUAGUGAUUAUAAAUAAUAGAAAUGAGAAACGUCAUCCACGCUGUAAAUCUUUUCAUUCUUUUAGGUUGUAAAUAAAGCUAUUAAGUGUU